Molecule: messenger RNA, 2882 nt
Organism: Syngnathus typhle (broad-nosed pipefish)
Lineage: Eukaryota; Metazoa; Chordata; Actinopteri; Syngnathiformes; Syngnathidae
Product: oocyte zinc finger protein XlCOF6-like
Exons: 8
Coding region: 307-2076 (589 amino acids)
Biological process (GO): regulation of transcription by RNA polymerase II
Cellular component (GO): nucleus
Molecular function (GO): DNA-binding transcription activator activity, RNA polymerase II-specific; RNA polymerase II cis-regulatory region sequence-specific DNA binding
Source: RefSeq, a predicted model, not a curated record
GAACACUGUUCAAUCUAAUCUACAUAACAUUGAUUUAAUUCAUAGUAUAAACGCCAAAUGAAAAAAUAUUUAUCGUAUCUGGAUGGAUGGAUGCAUAGUUACCUAAUUUGGGACACUUGAUAACAUUCCUGAAACAUUUCAAAUAGAUAAACACAUCUUUGUAUUUUGAAACAACCAGUGAGAAGAAUGUAAUUUCCGGGUGUGAGAUAAGCGCAUUUCUUUUUACAUAGAAGUUAACGUUCUUAUUUCUUGUUCUGCUAAGUUGACCGUACUGCAUCUCGUCUUUAGUCCACUUCAAGACCCAACAUGGGGGACUUUGAAGUGCGAGCGACAUCCAUUUUGGAGCAAAUGGCGAACAGGGCUGUGAUCGAAAUGAGCAAAGUGAUCUUUGAAAGCAAAACGACGCAAGAAAUGUCGCUGAGCGAGGACAACACUCCAGUUGCAUUGACAGAUAACUUAAUCCAUCAAGCCAACACCUUCAUGACGUCUCUGGCUCAAGAGGCUGCCGACAAUAUCUGCCAGCUAUUCCAUGAAUGUUCAUCUCUGCUGCACUUGCAAGUUAUGCAAGGGGAAGCCCAGCUAGAGGACCUGAAGAAAAAGCUGGAAGUAGCGGAAACAGCGCUGGAUAUGGUGCUGAGAAGCGCUCACGCCACUGUAGAGAAAGAGGAAGUACAUGUCCAGGAAGCAGAUGGACAAGUCGGCACGUCCGAAGGAGACACGCAUAGCUCAGAUAUGUCUGGGGAUGUCAAGAACUCUGCCAUCAUUUACCUAACCGACAAGGACAGCAUGCAACCAGCGCUGAAGCAGGACAGCUUUAUUGACCAGAAGUCAUGUGGGUCCAAUCAGCAGGGAGACCCUGAUGACGAUGAGCCAGACCAUCAGGAGACGGAAGACGUCAGUGACGCCAGCCACAGAAAAGGGACCAAACCUGAUGUUCCGGCCAGCAAACGGAGCGGCAGCAACUUCAGCAACAGAGUCCGCCACACAGCGCUCAAGAACUUCUCAUGUUCACUCUGCGGACGCACUUUUGCCCUCCAGCGCAGCCUCAAUGUGCACAUGCGGCAGCACACGGGUGAGCGUGCUCACACGUGUGAUGUGUGUGGUCAGGGUUUCACACUCAAGCAGAUCCUGCUGGACCACCUUCGAAUGCACAAUGAGGAGCGACCUUUUAAGUGCACACAGUGUGACAAGAGCUUCUACCAAGCGCAAGGCCUGAAGAUGCAUCAGCGCUUGCAUGUGGUGCGCCGCGACCGCGUCCAUCGCUGCCACUAUUGCAAGAAGGCCUUCAAGGUCCUCGGCAGCCUGCGGCGCCACCUGCUCAUCCACACGGGCGAGAAGCCCUUCAGAUGUGACACGUGCGGGAAGAGCUUCAACCAGGCCAGCACGCUCAAGAGCCACCACAGGAUCCACACGGGGGAGCGGCCAUUCGCCUGCUUAAGCUGCGGGAAGACUUUCAUCCAGAAGAGCACCCUGGAGACACACACAGACGCCUCCUCGCUGGUGUGCGUGGUUUGCGGCGGCGUGGCGGACUGUGUGGAGGUAAUGCGCGACCACCUACAAACGCACGCUGAAGCCUUGCCAUGCGUCUGCAUGCUGUGCGGCCAUCGGCUCACCACGGCAGCGGAGUUGCGCCCGCACCAGCAGCACCACCAUUCGACGGGAGGUGAACACGGCUGCAGCAUCUGCGGGAAGACAUUCAAGUCAGCAAGCUACUUGAAGAUACACUACAAAAUACACAUUGGAAUCAAGUCCUUCUCCUGCGACAUCUGCUUUCGCACCUUUUCGCAGAAAAGCAGCCUCAAGACGCACAAGGUGUUGCACACGGGCGAGAAGCCGUUCGCCUGCAACAUGUGCAACAAGCGCUUCGGCAACCUGGGCAACCUGACACGACACCGCCGCAUCCACACAGGCGAGAAGCCAUACAUCUGCGAUGUAUGUGGCCGCUGCUUCAACCAGAGCAGCAGCCUCAAGGCCCACCAGCAGGUCCACACAGGCCACAAGAAAUUCAUAUGUGACCGUUGCGGCAAGCGCUUCGCCUACAGGAGGAACCUCCAAAACCACAAGUGCCUCUACUAAUGACUGGCCUGAAUGGUUUAACUGAACUUGAUGGUUGAAUGGCAGCUUGCACUGAAGGAAUAUAUUCUUUAGUUGUCAUAUUUACAGUAAGGUAGUGAAAUGGCGCAGAGGCUCUGUGGUACUGGAAAAAGUCUUGAACCUUACCGCACAGCGCAUGUCACUGACCUUAUGUGGAAAUGUGUGGUAGUAAGUUAAUACAUUUCCUGGAAUCCUUGAAUUAGGGUAUAGUCAUGAUUAAGUUACAUUAAUAUUGUGUGACGGGCUUUGGAAAAAUUGCUCUUUGUCUAUGUGUGCCCUGCGAUUGGCUGGCAACUAGUUCAGGUGUACCCCGCCUACUGCCCAUAGACUGCUGGGAUGGGCUCCAGUACGCCCGCGAUCCUCGUGAGAGUGAUUCCCUUCUCUAAUUUCAAUUGAACUGUAGAUGGCAGUAGUAUGCAAACAAAUGCAGUUUAGUUCCAAUGUUUCCCAAUCUUGAUGGAGCUCAGUCAUUUAUUUCACGUUCAAAUAAACGGCACCCAUUAUUUGUAGUUUGUAGAUUUAUCUUUGGAACAAGUGAAAUGGGGCAGUAGAGUGUUUGGGAAUUCCUAGUGUAAGCCACUACCAACUCCAACCAAAUCAGCUUUUGCAAAGACUUUUUUUAAAUGCAUCUCACCAGAUUGUGCAGGCAAUGUAAUGACUACAAAGUAGAUGCGUUUGGUCUUUGUGUCUCAAAACAGCUGUUUUAAAAUACAUUUUACAUGGAGCUCACCUCUUCCUGAUAUAAAAUCCAUUCGCUGUUAAAAUAAAUUUGUUUUGCUUCAUGGCAA